GCUAAAUCCUCACACCAUUAUUACCAGGACUCACAUGCAGCCCCUGUGAUGGAGUGAGAGGAGAUAGAGAGAGAUACAGAAAACAUGGAGUUAUGGGGGAAAUGGAGAGCAGGAUUACUGGUGUGACAGCACAGGCAGAUGAGCGGCGGCGUGACGGAGAGAGGGGCUGAGAGAAACUCUGGAGGAGAGAGGUGGGGUGGAAAAAAAAGGAAAAAAACAAAUCAGUGCAACAGGAUGAGGACCUGCUAGUGCACAGCCGGCCUGACCCCACAGACCUGCCAUCUGUCCCGCUCUCACCAUCCACCAGCAUCUGGAUCACCUUGCAUCCAUAUGGGAAGGAGGGCAAAGGGGGGGCCAGCAAACUCGAAUCUCAUCCUCUCAUCCUUUUUCAUCGCACAGGACCUGAGGAGGAGCAUCAUCACCACUUGGAGAAGAGGAGGGGGGGAGAUCCCUUUACUGCGGAGUACCAUCACCACACAGGGGCUGAUAACUGGACGAAGAAGGAGAUAAAAAUAAAUAAAUAAAACUUUUGCUGAGAUGCAGAGGCGUGCACAGGACCCUUCCUCAUUUUUCAUCUCUGUGAUUCUGUAACUUCUCAUGGAUCUGUUGUGCCUCUCACCCCCGAGCAGGGAGAGGGAAAGGGAGGAAGAGGAGGGGGAGAGGGGGAGAAAGGAGAAGGCGGCGGGGAAGCGUCACAGCCUCUGCUGCUGAAGUGUUACCGGCUCUCGUUCCCCUUUCACCGGAGAGGCAUUUUAUCACUCCUCCUCCUCCCUCCUCCUCCUCCUCCUCCUCCUCUCCCCCAUCUCCUCAUCUGAACAGCGGGUCGCCUGAGUGUUAUAGACAGAGAGCUAAACACAGUGGGUUUACGCACAUAUGCACGCACACUCAAACACAAACACCCAGGCUGGCUGCAGCUCAUCGAGGGGCUCCCACACCUCUCCUCCUCCUCCUCCUCCUCCUCCUCCUUCACCCUCACUUUUCCUCCUUGUCCCUUUUCUGAUGUCCUGUCCUCACCUAUGUGAACGAGUUCACUGUGACACACGCGGAAAAAGAGGGAAGUGAGACAAGAAGAAGAUUUUUUUUUUUUUUUUUUUUUUUUUUGAGAAACUGGGAGAUCACACACACACACUUCUUGCUGUCACGUUGUGAAGUCCUCCAGGGGAGUGCGCCGACAUCCAAAAGCUGCCAAGAGCGCACGCAUUCGCGCAUUAGGAACUGAUAACUCGCGCAGCCUUGAAUCUCACACAGAGACUUGGUCUAAAUGCGUACUCCUACAGGUGCCGAGAGGAGAGAGAGAGGCAGGUGACAAGGAGGUGAAAGAAACAGAGGAUCAGAGGCAGACGUUUGGAGGAAAGCCCGCGGGGUGGGGGGAAACGAUGGAGCAGCGGGAGGUAAAGUUCAGCAGAAAACGCAGGCAGUAGGCUGCCAACAUGGCCAUUCCCACAGGGCAUCCUCCUCCUCCUCCUCCUCCUCCUCCUCCUUCUUGGCCCCCUCUCUUGCUCCUGCUCCUCCUCCUCCUCAUCGCCUCCCCGCUGCCCCUGCAGGCCCGGCCGCUACUCCUCCACCCGUCAAUCAACGUGGCGGUGGUGUUCAGCGGCUCCAGCUACCAGAAUGAAGUCAGAGGCCGCCUCAGCGGGGAGAACUUCGUCGACCUGCCCGUGGUGGUCAGCCCCGUGACCGUGCUGGUCAACGACACCAACCCUCGUGACCUGCUGACACGCCUCUGUGAUACCAUGGCAACAGAGAGGCUGCACGGCGUGGUGUUCGAGGAUGACGUGGGCUCGGGUGCAGGCGCGCAGGUGGCAGAAGUGGCACAGAUCCUGGACUUCCUCUCGACCCAGACAGCUCUGCCAAUUGUGGGCAUCAGUGGCGGGUCUGCAGUUGUCAUACCAUACAAGGCAGAGGGAUCCUCCUUCUUGCAGAUGGGGGCCUCUCUGGAGCAGCAGGUCAUCUGCAUGUUCAAGAUCAUGGAGGAGUACGACUGGGGCGAGUUUGUGGUGGUCACCAGUUUGCUGCCGGGCUACGACACCUUUGUGGAUAUAGUUCAGUCCUAUACGGAUACUUCCUACUUCCUGUGGAACCUGCAGGACGUCCUGUCUCUGGAAAUGUCUGUAGGAGCGAACGACGCAAAGACCAAGCGCGUGCUGCAGCAGGUGGACUCCCAGGUCCUGCUGGCGUACUGUUCCUACGAAGAGGCGCAGUACUUGUUUCGGCAGGCAGCCGAGGUGGGUCUGCUGGGGCCGGGCUACAUCUGGAUUCUCCCCAGCCUGGCUGUGGGCAACCCCGACAGCCCCCCACCUGCCAGCUUCCCCAUAGGUGUGAUCGGCGUGAUUACGGACCAGUGGAGGAAAAGCCUGCGGCAGAGAGUGAGGGAGGGUGUCGCCAUCGUAGCCAAGGGGGCGGAGAGCUUCAAGAAGCAGUACGGUUUCAUCCCGGAGGGGCACGGAGACUGCAACAAGCCGAGUAAACACUCAGACAACAAUACACUGUUCAGGCAUAUGCUGAAUGUGACGUGGGAAAGGAAAGAUCUGUCGUUCAACAGUCAAGGCUUCCUCUCGAACCCUUCGAUGGUCAUCAUCGCUUUGGACCGGGAGAGGCUCUGGGACAAGGUGGGCACCUACGCCCGGGGCAUCCUUCAAGUUCGCUAUCCCAUCUGGCCUCGAUACGGCAGCUUUCUGGAGCAUGUGUCGGACGACAGGCACUUGACCGUGGCCACGCUGGAGGAGCAUCCCUUCGUCAUGGUGGAGAAUGUGGACCCGGGCACCGGUACCUGUGUACGCAACACGGUGCCCUGCAGGCGUCAAUCAAAUCAAACGGAGAGUAUUAUUGGCCACUCAGAGUCCUACACCAAACUCUGCUGCAAGGGCUUCUGCAUAGACAUCCUCAAGAAGCUGUCCCGCACCAUCAAGUUCUCCUACGAUCUUUACCUGGUCACUAACGGAAAGCACGGCAAGCUCGUCCGUGGGACUUGGAACGGGAUGAUUGGGGAGGUUUUGUACAGACGAGCCGACAUGGCCAUCGGCUCCCUCACCAUCAACGAGGAGCGUUCAGAAAUCAUCGACUUCUCCGUGCCGUUUGUCGAGACAGGCAUCAGUGUCAUGGUGGCACGCAGCAAUGGGACCGUAUCCCCGUCUGCCUUUCUUGAGCCCUACAGCCCUGCAGUGUGGGUCAUGAUGUUUGUGAUGUGCCUGACCGUGGUGGCCGUGACCGUGUUCGUGUUCGAGUACUUCAGCCCGGUCGGCUACAACCGCAGCCUGGUGAGCGCCAAAGCUCCCGGCGGCCCCACAUUCACAAUCGGCAAAUCAGUGUGGCUGCUGUGGGGCAUCGUCUUCAACAACUCGGUGCCCAUUGAAAACCCCAAAGGAACCACCAGUAAGAUCAUGGUCCUGGUCUGGGCCUUCUUUGCCGUCAUCUUCCUGGCGUCUUACACUGCUAACUUGGCUGCCUUUAUGAUCCAGGAGCAAUACAUCGACACCGUGUCUGGCCUUUCUGACAAGAAGUUCCAGAAACCACAGGAGCAUUACCCUCCUUUCCGCUUUGGGACGGUCCCAAAUGGGAGCACGGAGAGGAACAUCCGCAGCAACUACCCCGACAUGCACACACACAUGGUGAAAUACAACCAGAAGGGGGUGGAGGAAGCCCUAGAAAGCCUCAAAAAUGGGAAGCUUGACGCCUUCAUCUAUGAUGCUGCGGUUUUGAACUACAUGGCGGGGAAGGAUGAGGGCUGCAAACUGGUGACGAUUGGCAGCGGGAAAGUGUUUGCCACCACGGGAUACGGCAUCGCUUUGGAGAAAAACUCCCGCUGGAAACGACCUAUUGACUUGGCGCUGCUGCAGUUCCUCGGAGAUGGAGACACCCAACGCUUAGAGACAGUCUGGUUGUCGGGCAUCUGCCAGAACGAGAAGAACGAAGUGAUGAGCAGCAAGUUGGACAUCGACAACAUGGCAGGCGUCUUCUACAUGCUCCUGGUGGCAAUGGGCCUCAGCCUGCUGGUCUUCGCCUGGGAGCACCUGCUCUACUGGAAGCUACGACACUCUGUCCACAAGUCGCACAAACUCGACUUCCUGUUGGCCAUCAGCAGGGGCAUUUACAGUUGUUUCAAUGGAGUGGAGGAUCCUGGGCGUUCAUCUGGUUUGGCUAAACCCGACCUGACCUCCAAUUACGCUCAAGCGAAUAUGCUCAAGAUGCUUCGCACUGCCAAGGACCUGGUCUCCACUGCCAACGUUGAGAGCUCCCUGGACAACGCCACCAAGACCAUCGAGAAGUUGAGUCGUCACGGUGGCAGCUUGCCUGUACGUGUUCCACAACUUGCCACAGAGGCCGUGCCAGGAGGCUUUGCUUAUAUUACAGAGAAUCACUGCUCUCUUCCUCAACGCUCCCUGACCCCACCCCUCACGGCUGUCACCUCUCUGAAACAGCACCGGGGUGUGACCAGGCCGACGCCGCUGCGCUACACACUUCCAACUCGCUCUUCGUCGUGUCUUUACGACCAACCACUUCCUGUUUCCAGUCUCAGUAGCCCCCACCUGGCCGUAGGGGAUCCUCUCCCUCAUCAGCACCCGCACCACUACCAGACCACUGGGAGACUUUACAUGGACAACCAUCCUCACUCCCCCUUCAUCCCUUACAAUGAUCUCCAGCUGCCUGACAUCUACGCUUCUCACCCGGUCUCCUCGCCCCAUAACCAGCACGUGCAGAUGGGCUUCACCCGGCGGAAACGGAGGUCCAGGAGUUUUCAGUGUGAGGACGGGGACGUGGAGCGGAGAAAACACGGGGACCAGGAGAAGAGUGACAAAGGUCCCAUCUGUCUGAGUGAGCUCAAAGCCAACCACCUCCAAGACAACCACAUCUCUGCCCCGAGUGUCGACAACAUCUACUCGGGGGAGGUGAUGUGUCCUCGGGUGGAGAACUACAGCUCGUGGCCUCCCGAGGACCUCGUGCUGAGAGGGAGACGCAGGCACCGCCGCCCUUCUUUUCUUAAAGCAACUUGGGGGAGCGAGCAGAUCCGCCAGCAGGAUGAAUCCCUGUCUUCCCUGUCCAGCCAGUCACCUUCAACCCUGCCGGACCUGUUCCCAUGCAUUCUUACGUCGGCCGCACCUGCCAAACCCUACAACCCUGCUCAUCUCCGAAACAACCUGUGCCUCCCAAGGAACCAGGCCUACCUCCACAUAAGGGAGGACCAGAGGAAGCCUAAUGGGCGUAAGGGCCAGAGGCUGCGCUACUCCCAAUCUGCACACCUCCCCACGUACGGCGAAGCAGUGCGACACGGGACUGGGUUAGGGCGGGGCAUGGUGCGGAGAGCGACUAGCUUGCUUAGUAGACAGUAUGCGCACUACCUGAACUCGUAUCCUGGACUACCGCUCUACCACGGCCCCCUGGACCUGCAGCAGCACAACCCGGCUUCUAGCAGUCACCCAAGUCCCAGCCCUAUGUGCCAACUACUGGCUUGUGGUGGUGGACAUUGCGGGGGCCAGCGGGCCCUACUGUACCAGGACAGUGUGUAUGGAGCCUACGGGAUCUAUCAGGGGUCUCAGACUGCAUCAGAAGCUCAGGGAUGUCAGGGAGCAGGGGGCCAACCUGUCGGGAGCCCCUGUGUACUUCGGCCCUGGCGACGGGUGUCUAGUCUGGAGUCUGAAGUCUGAUUGUGAACCAUAAGGACCUCACGAUGUAAACUGUGGAGAUUACCGAAGACAAGACUCUGAAACAUUACCACUGUGGAGAGAGUUUGUUGAUUAGAUUAAUGUCAAGGGGCAACGUUUCACCCCUUUGAAGUAUUAUCUAUGUGAUGUUGUGUGGUAAAGAAUAGAAGUAUGGGUCUCCUGAUGUGAUGUACACUACCGUAAGAAGACGGCACAGCCACCAAUUUAUCCUGGAGAAAGCUGUGGAAAGCUGAAGGCGGCAGGUUUAACUCACUUGCCGCUUUCCUACGAACAACGCUUGUGUGUUUUCCGUGCUUUAAUGUGCACUAAGAUUUACAACAGUCCAUGGUGUUGGCGCAUGGUUAAACUAUAACCAGAGUUUUUUAUGCCGUGUGUGUGUGUUGUGUAUAUUUUAAAAUGUGGAUGGUCGGGGUUCAGUCUUGGGUGUCGUCUAGUAGAUGAACCGUUUACAGCCGGAGAGAACAAGCGGAGGAAUAAAGGAUUGUCUAUUUAAAUACAGCCGCCAAAAAAUAAGCAGCCACUGUAGCAGGACGUUUGAGGACAACGGCAGAGGAGAACGAGAGAGGGGGUUUAAUCUCAACAUUCAAUAUUAAAACACUUUGAGGUUUUUAGAGUGAAACGAUCAUUUUGAGACAAAUGCAUAUCAGGUAACUUCUUUGAAUAUUCAUAACGCUGUGGAGCUGAAACCUUUUCACGUCUUCAUACGAGUGAUGAAUCAGAGCGAACCAGUGACUUUAUGAAAGCAGUCCAUAUGAACACAAUCUGCAAAAAAAAAAAAAAAAAAAUGUUGACAGUAUGUAAUGGGACAGUAUUGACCAGCACUAGGUGUCUUAAACCAUGGACUCUUGUUUCCUCACUGGGUCUCAUUGCGAGGCCACAGCACAGCACAACAUCCGACAGGGCCUCACAUCAAACAACGUCCCAUACUCUAAGUACUAUAUAAAUAUAGAAACAUGUGUUAUUUGAGGCUGGUUAGUGCCAUAUUCAUGUAUUCUACAUAUGAUAGGAAUUUAUAGUCACUGUUUUUCUAAACACAUCUCUGGCACUUUUUUUUUUUUUUAAACCGUUGCGGAUUUACUGGAACAUUUGUUAUUAUUAUUAUUACUAUUAUUAUUAUUAUUAUUGUGUAUUAACUAUAUCAGUUGGCCUAUAUUAAGAUUUUCAUCACCCUCCUCCUUUCCACUCUUUUAUAUUCCCUCCUCAUCCUACUUUUUUCCCCCCAUCUCCUCUAACUGUUUAAUGAUCAAAUUUAAAUGAGGUAAUUGAAAGCUAUUCUAGUAUCUAUAUUACCUGGAUCCCUCACCCUGUAAUUAAUCACUUAGACCAAUUAAAGAGCCUUUUUUCGAUUAACACA
Messenger RNA from Mugil cephalus (flathead mullet), 7014 nucleotides. Its product is annotated as glutamate receptor ionotropic, NMDA 2C-like. The transcript has 16 exons. Gene Ontology annotation, cellular component: postsynaptic density membrane; NMDA selective glutamate receptor complex; plasma membrane. Lineage: Eukaryota; Metazoa; Chordata; Actinopteri; Mugiliformes; Mugilidae. The record is from RefSeq and is a predicted model, not a curated record. The coding region runs from base 1431 to 5642 and encodes 1403 amino acids. Gene Ontology annotation, molecular function: NMDA glutamate receptor activity; transmitter-gated monoatomic ion channel activity involved in regulation of postsynaptic membrane potential. Gene Ontology annotation, biological process: long-term synaptic potentiation; excitatory postsynaptic potential; synaptic transmission, glutamatergic.